Molecule: messenger RNA, 1010 nt
Organism: Ectocarpus sp. CCAP 1310/34
Lineage: Eukaryota; Phaeophyceae; Ectocarpales; Ectocarpaceae
Source: the annotation of a GenBank genome assembly
UCAUCCCGCAGCACCACCGCCCGCACUCUCACACCAGCAGGACGGUUUACACCAGCAGGACGGUGACCUCCGGUGUCUGACUAGGGUUAGGGUAACAGUUUCACCGCCCAGCACUUGCUAUUUUCGUCUGCUGAUACAUUCACGCUAUGGUUAUUUUGUGCUUCAUGCGAAACAGGAAAACGGUAUCGACGCGGUGCUGUUCCCACGAAGAUCCGACUAGCUAUCAUAUCGGCUUGCGGAUGAUGGCCGGUGCUUCGUAUCUCCAUGUCGCCGUGCUGUUCGGCGUGUCCAAGGAGACGGUCUUUAGCAUCUUGUGGCAGGCGACAUGCGAUGCCAACUACCGGUUUUGCAGCAUGUCUUGCAUUGCACCCGGCUCGACCAAUGACUGGACGGCAUGGAACCAUUCGGAUCUAUCCACAGCGGUAAAAAACCUGCCGCCAGGCUUCUACAUGCUCGGAGACGCGGCUUACCCCCUAAGCGACCACCUGUUGACUCCGUACCCAGGGAGGGGACUACCGCUGGACAAAGAUGCGUUCAACUUCUAUCUGAGCCAACUCAGAGUCAGGAUCGAGCAAGCGUUCGGCAUUCUCGUCGGCCAGUGGGGCAUCCUGUGGAAGCCGUUGCGUGUUCAGUUCGCUGGGCGCUGCGACCUCAUCACGGCGCUCUUUCGCCUCCACAACUUUCUCCGGGACGAGAAGGUCACACCAAUCCACCGGUCGGAAGAAGACGCCGAGGUGGUCCAGGUACGCCCCCACCUACUCGGCGACAAGACUCUGCCAGGAACUUUCAGCACGACCACCAAGACCACCGAGGACGCGCAGAAACCCACCAGGUCAGGCGAAGUCUCCACGCGCAAGGGGAUCACGAUGAUGCUGGACAACAAGCGCCAGUACCGCCCAAAGCACAACUUGGUGCGCAACGCAGCGAGGAAGACGGAAGGGGUCGAACGUGGGCGGGCUGCGGUGGAGGGCGGGUGGGUCCCGAGGACGUAUGGCAUGGAUGAUGGAUGA